Molecule: messenger RNA, 1307 nt
Organism: Musca vetustissima
Lineage: Eukaryota; Metazoa; Arthropoda; Insecta; Diptera; Muscidae
Product: ras-interacting protein RIP3-like
Exons: 2
Source: RefSeq, a predicted model, not a curated record
AACAACAUUUGCAACACAUUUUGCCACAACCACGAUGACAGUUAAAUUGGCAAAAUUAUUUAGUAAUUCUGCAACGAAUAACUCCAGUUCAUCGCAGCAGCAACAACAACCGCCACCCUUGCCACCCCCAAAUCCCCCACAAGCCUACAACUACUAUAAUCAGCAACUACCACAUUUACAAGCCAAGGCACAGAAACCCUACAAUCCCUAUAUGAUGGACGAUGAGGAUGAUAAUAUGUCUUUAUAUUCGACAACAGCCUCGAUUAUGACAUCACGAGAUCAUCCGUUCAACAAUUCACAGAGGCCCCUGUUGGCCGAAAGGAAACCACAAGUGGUAGUCAAGCAAAACGGCAACAAUAGCAAUAAGAAGAAACAGCAGCAGCACAAUGCCAGUCAAAAACAGCAACAUCAAGAGCACCACCAGCAGCAGCAACAGAAAUCCUAUAUCUCUCCAUAUGUGCAACAACAGAAACGUGAUAGUGCCAAAGGUUUACAUGGCUUCAAUGAUUUCGACAUACUCUCUCAGCAAUACAAUCAGCAUUUGCAGUCCUCACCGCACAUUGGUUAUCCUUACGGUAGUCCGCCAUCGCCCACACAAACCUCCAGUGACUUUGUAUUUGAUACAUCAGCAACAACAAUCUCCAAACAUCCUGCAUCAAUGACCCGGGGUGAUAAUAGUGGUAGUAGUAGCAUGGAAAGACACAAACAUCACCAACAGCAGCAACAACAAAAAUUUGCCAGUAUUUCGACUGCUUUAACAUCAACACCACGCUAUGGUAACAUUAGCAAUUAUGGUUCUACCUCUGGAGUAUCUACAAAUAACUAUUACAACAGCAGUACAACGACAGGAGGAAUAUCGGGAACGUCGUUAUCAUUAUCACGUGGUCCUGCCACCACCUCGCCCUACUACGAUGUUAAUGAAGCCGAUUAUUAUGGUAAAUCUUCACGUUUCGAAGAUGAUUUUUGUAAUCGUCGCAACAUUGAGUUCGCCAAAUGCCACACCUUGGAUACACCAUCGUCCACCGCAACCACGGCAAAUGGCAGUCAUUUGCUGCAUGAAGGUCCUUUUAUAUUUGGCAUCGCACCAGAACAUCAAACCGAUUUUACACGUAUGCCGGCUGGUGGCAGGUCAUUUGGUGAUAUAUCCGAAGAUUCGGGAAUUACCAAAGAUGAUGACAAAUACUCCACAAAAGGCAGGUUCAACACCUUCAUCAACGAACAACCGAACGAACGGGCCAGGCAGGGUGUAUCAUCUUCACUUCACUUUGGCAUCGGCGGCAGCAUCAUGAUUGCCACGAUGACUUUUA